Aedes albopictus (Asian tiger mosquito) is the source of this 761-nucleotide messenger RNA. RefSeq lists its product as uncharacterized. The transcript is spliced from 2 exons. The record is from RefSeq and is a predicted model, not a curated record. NCBI's taxonomy places the organism in Eukaryota, Metazoa, Arthropoda, Insecta, Diptera, Culicidae. Bases 130 to 606 code for a protein of 158 amino acids.
AGCCACUUGAAAUCAACUAGAUAGUGAAUUAUAUAAAAUCAAUCCACUACCAACCAUCGGCAUCAGUGUCUAGUCCAACAGUCGUCCUCAGUUCAACCCAGCAAACAAGUAGCUCAGCAGCAGUCCAAGAUGUUCAAACCAACCAGUUUCGGAAUUGUCCUGUUUGCUUUGGCCUUCGGAGUGGCCAUCGCCAGCGUCGAAGAAGAACCUGCACAGAUCGAGGCCAAGAUUGAAAUUGUCCAAGAUAUCGCAGCCUUCAAGGCGGCUCAUCCGGAACUGGACGUCGUCCCGUUGGAAGUUGCUCGAAGUGCCCGUCAACAGAUUGUUUACACCCUGGGAAACCGAUUGUCGGGUGACCGAUUGGUAGCAACCAGCCAGGACGGCGCAUCAUGGGCCACCUUGCAGGAUGUGACGUUGAACUUGCGCUACCCACAGGCUGGAACCGGAGCGGUCGUCAGCUACGUACAGGUGGUGGUCAACCAGAGCUCCAACCAAGGACGGGGAUACGUGGUCAGUGGAGGAGUCGGUCAGCGCUACAUUCAACUGGUGAUUGAAGCAUACUCUACCAGCUACUUCCAGUACAAUGCUCAGAUUUAUGGAUAUUGAAUGUGAUCUUGAAUUCGUCAUGUAAUGUUUAAGUUUAAUAAAUUUGAAUUGAAGAAAAAUGCAAAGGUUGAAUUAAUACACAUGUGAUUGGAUUAUGGAACACAAAAAUCUCGGUGCAUAAAAAUAUUUAGAAAUACACACAGAGUUUUCCUUUA